Messenger RNA from Hibiscus syriacus, 1795 nucleotides. Its product is annotated as serine/threonine-protein kinase-like protein At1g28390. Gene Ontology annotation, molecular function: ATP binding; protein kinase activity. The record is from RefSeq and is a predicted model, not a curated record. NCBI's taxonomy places the organism in Eukaryota, Viridiplantae, Streptophyta, Magnoliopsida, Malvales, Malvaceae. Gene Ontology annotation, biological process: protein phosphorylation. Gene Ontology annotation, cellular component: plasma membrane.
AACACCCUUUAGCCUUCCCAUCUACUCCCUUCUUCUCUAUUAAUGGCGUUUUCCAUUUUCGUUCUGUUUUCUCAACGUACCUUGCCGCUUUCAUAUUCCCUCCCGACACCCACCUGAGGAAAGCCCAACCCUUUUUUGUUUCUCUUCAGUUUGGAGAUGGGUCGCCUCUCUUGCAAUGCAGAGUCGGCCAUUGCCGUUUGUGACCCUUACAACUGGGAUUAUUAUCGUAGGAAAAAACCUAACAACACCAAGAACAACGUUCAAAUCAGACGGUUUCGUUACACCGAUCUCCUUUCUGCCACCGACGAUUUCUCUUCCGUUAACCUCCUCGGCAGAGGCAGUCACGGUUCCGUCUACAGAGCCGUCCUAGACAGCGGCAAGUUAAUCGCCGCCGUUAAAAGAACGAAAGCUAACUGUAACAGUCCGGCGGACAACGAGAUUGAGAUUCUCUCACGGGUUUAUCAUCCUCAUCUCGUCAAUCUCAUCGGUUACACUUCCGAUGCCUUUUGCAAGAAUAAACUAAUCGUCGUCGAAUAUAUGCCCAACGGUUCUUUAUACGAUCUUUUACACUCCUCUUCCUCUAGACCGCCGGGUUGGUCCAGGCGUGUUCGGUUCGCUUUGCAGGUUGCGAAAGCGGUUCAGGCUUUACACUCGGCUAAUCCGCCGGUAAUCCACAGGGAUAUAAAAUCGUCCAAUGUUUUGAUUGAUCGAAACUGGAACGCUCGAUUGGGUGAUUUCGGGCUUGUAAGGGGAAACGUGGAGGAUGUACGGGUCAAGUGCACGCCACCGGCGGGGACGUUAGGGUAUCUCGACCCGGGUUAUUUGGCACCAAGUGACGUCAGCACUAAGAGUGACGUGUUCAGUUAUGGCAUUUUGCUAUUGGAGAUAAUUAGCGGGAGAUAUGCCAUUGACUUGAAUUAUAGCCCACCGUCGAUUGUUGACUGGGCCGUCCCUCUGAUCAAGGGAGGAGAUUUCGCCCCGAUUUGCGACGGCCGUAUCGGGCAGCCGGGGGAUAAGGAGGUGAUAAGAAGCUUGGCGGUAGUUGCAGCUAGGUGCGUCAGGUCCACGGCGGAGAAACGGCCCGGAAUGAAGCAGGUGGUUGAAUGUUUGAAGCAAGUGAGGAAGAGACAUCAUGUGGGUCUUGUUUGGAGUAACUUAAAGCAGCGCGUGAAACGCGUGGAUAAUCUGUCGGUGAGGAACCAAGUGUUUGAAGGUAGCGAGGAGGCGGCAAGGAGUUCGAGGUGCGGAAGUAAGAGAAAUAGCCGAAAAGUAUCCAGUGUGGCGAGUGUGGAUCACAACAGCGAAGCGAUUGACGAUCGUGCGGCGAGAUCGAGAUCGAUGGGUUCGUUCGCGGAGGUGGCGAUGAUGAUGAAGAUGAAGAAGAAGAAGGGACUCAUAGAUGUUGUUGAUGGAGACGACGUCGUUUGGGUGAGAAAAACGACAGGAGUUACGGUGAAGCUGAGCAAGUCGAGGUCCAUGGGAGUUCUACAAACUUCGAGACUAACGAAUGAGAACAGCAGAAAGUACGUAGUCGAAAUGGGGAAACGAAGGAACUCCAAUGAAUUCGACAUCUCAAAGUUGGUAAUGAGUUUCGAUAUUGAGGAGAAAUCAGAAAGCGAGAUGGCAGAAAAGCCCUUGGUUCUGGUUGAUGUUUAAAGAAAACACAGAGAUUGGAUGUUGUUGGAUGAUAGAUUUUGAUUUCUGAAUCUUGGGAAGGGUGUGUUUUAUUUCUAAAUUGUUGGUUGUUGAAGUGAAACCUGGAAUAUCCAUCAACUUACAACAUCGUAUCUCCAAA